Molecule: messenger RNA, 1726 nt
Organism: Erigeron canadensis
Lineage: Eukaryota; Viridiplantae; Streptophyta; Magnoliopsida; Asterales; Asteraceae
Exons: 4
Coding region: 93-1391 (432 amino acids)
Source: RefSeq, a predicted model, not a curated record
GCUUCACUCACCACACAAUACACACACACACACACACACUUUCUUCAAAAUUUCACUCACAAAAUCUCCAUCUUUCUCACAUUUUCAUAUAAAUGGGAACUAGAAUCCCAUCACACCAGCUCAGCAAUGGAUUAUACGUUUCGGGUCGACCCGAACCCCUCAAAGACCCUCAACCCAUAUCCGGGUCACGACCCAUACCUUACACUGGCGGAGACGUCAAAAACUCCGGCGAGCUCGGAAAAAUGUUCGCCGGAAACCCUCCACCGGCCCUUAAACCUCAUCGUCCUUCCACCAGUGGAUCCCUUAGAUCCGACCCGAAUUCCGGUUCCGGACCCAUCCCAACCCGUAAGUCUAAUUCCGGGUCGGGUGGGCUUCGACCAACCGGUCUAAUCACAUCCGGCCCACUUAGGUCAGGGUCGGGUCAUAUGGUGGUUCUUCAGCCGACCGGUUUGAUCACUUCAGGUCCUGUCAGGUCCGGGUCGGGUCCAAUGGACGCGCCAGAAAGAGCUACGGGUGGGAAGACGGUUUAUGGGUCCAGUGUAACGACAUUAGGGUAUGAUGAUGUGAGAUUAGGGUUUAGGGUUUCAAGGAAGUUAAUGUGGGUGUUGGUGGUGCUUUUGGUUAUUGGUUUGAUGGUCGGUGCAUUUCUAAUGGUGGCAGUGAAGAAGCCGGUGAUUCUUAUCGCGGCCGCGGCAGUUUUAGUGCCUGCCAUGAUUGUUAUAUUGUGGAAUUGUGUUUGGAAGAAGAGGGGAUUGUUGGCGUAUUUACGAAAACACCCUGAUGUUGAGCUUAGAAGUGCUGUUGAUGGUCAAUUUGUUAAGGUCACAGGGAUUGUCACCUGUGGUAGCAUUCCUCUUGAAUCAUCCUUUCAGAAAGUACCGAGGUGUGUCUAUGUUUCCACAGAGUUAUAUGAAUACAAAGGAUUUGGGGGAAAAUCAACCAAUCCUAAGCACCGUUGCUUCUCGUGGGGGUGCAGCAAUUCCGAGAAAUAUGUGGCCGACUUUUAUAUAUCAGAUUUCCAAUCAGGAUUAAGGGCUUUAGUGAAAGCUGGAUAUGGAGCUAAAGUGGCUCCUUUUGUUAAAGAAACAACAGUGGUUGAGAUAACCAAAGAAAACCGAGAGUUGUCUCCAACUUUUCUCCAAUGGCUUGCAGAUCGUAGCCUUUCAAGUGAUGACCAUGUUAUGCGCGUUAAAGAAGGGUACAUAAAAGAAGGGAGUACCGUUAGUGUGAUGGGUGUGGUAAGGCGACACGAUAAUGUGCUCAUGAUCAUUCCCCCUACUGAGCCCAUGUCAACGGGCUGUCAGUUGUCUUGCUGUCUUCUCCCAACCUAUGUUGAAGGCCUAGUUUUGACUUGUGAUGAAAGUCAAAAUGCUGACGUUAUACCGGUGUAGAUUAUUUUCGUGAUCAUAAAAGGUUCCUCAAUGCCUUCAAGUCAGGUAACGGCUCGUCCAUAGCUUUCCAUACUAUUCAUGUAUAAGUGGCAGACGAAGCCUUGAUGAAGAUCAGGUUUUUUUAGUCAGCUGAUGGGCGUAGUCUUUUGGGUAUUUCUUUGUUUGUGGUGCUUUUCAACAACUCAAAUGAUGAAAAAAUUAAUGCUUUGUAAAUGCCUAAAAGCAUGAGUUGUACACUUGUGGCAGAUGUAGUCUGUGGAUGUCAAUAUGUCAUGUAUUCACUUGGUUGAAGCACCAAAUAUAAGUCAAUGAUUAAGAUUUCCUGUCUUCGGAAA